AUGCUGUUGACUGAAGCUCAUCUUGAGACUCCGCAGGCCUUUGGUGCAGCAUUCAUCCUCGGAGUACUCGUGCAUAUCUUUGUUUUCCGUCACGGAGAAUGGGAUCUUUGGACUGUCAAGCUUAUCAAGGCAUGGGCAACGUAUGAGGUCACGGUCUCAUUGUUCCUCACCCAAAUCUACUCGUUCUCAGUCUGGCAAGCUUUAUCGGUGACCAACAAAUGGUUUGCCUCAUUUACUACCGGGAUCACGGUCAGUUUGCUAGCAUAUCGAGCUUUCUUCCACCGCUUGAAUCGCUUCCCCGGGCCAUUUCUCGCGCGCCUCUCCGCUUUCUAUCCUACUUAUCUUGCAGUUGAUGAAGAGCAUAUGUAUCUCGAAGUGCAGAAGCUCCAUGAGAAGUAUGGAGAUAUUGUGAGAAUUGGGCCCACCGAGAUCUCAAUCGCGACACCAAGUUCGUUCCGUGUUAUUCACGCUACAGCAUCACCAGUAACAAAGUCGCCCUUUUACGGUAUUUCUCAUCCGUGGACCAAUCUUCUCGCCGAGAGACGGAAAAGACAACACGCCAACCGUCGCAAAGCCUGGGACAGGGCAUUCACGACAAAAGGCACAGUACUCCUUUGCCCUAUAGCAGACUAUGAAAUCUUACAAGAACUAGCCCUUAAAGACUAUGAGCACCGAGUCCUCAAGUACACUAAACUCCUCACCGAUCGCAUCGACGAUAUGAAAGGCAAACCAUUCAACGUAUCCGUAUGGGUCAACUUCUACACCUUCGACAUUAUGGGUGAUCUCGCCUUCGGCAAGAGUUUUAAUAUGCUCGAAAACGGCGUAGAACACGACUUCUUUAUAGAAUCUCACCAGACACAAGGCUUUAUGGGCGCAUUUCGACGACUUAUUUGGUUCUUCCCUCUUAUUGCGGCUAUACCAAUCCUGAACAAUCCGUAUCUGAAGUUCCAGGCUUUUAUCAGGAAUCAGGUCGAGACCCGACGAAAGAACCAACCCCAAGAACCAGAUGUUUUCACGUAUAUUCUGGAAGAUUAUGAUGCACUUGAGAAGCCAACGGAACAAGAUUAUAAUAACCUUUGUGGAGAUGCUCACUUAAUUAUCAUCGCUGGCAGUGAUACCACUUCUUCUUCUACCACAUGUCUCCUGUACCAUCUUGCACUGCACCCCGAUGUCCUGGCCAAACUCCGGGCCGAGAUUGACGAUUAUAAGAGCACUCACGAAGAAUCUGACCUCAUCUCGCUAGGUAAGCUACAGUAUCUACAAGCUUGUAUCGAUGAGUCUCUUCGUCUUUAUCCGGUUGUCCCGUCAGGUCUUCCAAGGAUGACACCGCCGAAAGGGAUGGAUAUUGAUGGUGUUUACAUCCCCGGAGAUACGAUCGUACAUAACCCUUCUUACACCAUGUACCGAGAUGAGCGUUGCUUUCAGAAGCCGAAUGAGUUUAUCCCUGAGCGAUGGACUACUAGGCCGGAGCUGAUCAAGGAUGCCUCCGUUUACGCUCCAUUCUCCACUGGCCGUGGUGUUUGUGCUGGAAAACAACUUGGUCUAAUGGAGAUGCGUUACGUCCUUAUGGAUAUUCUCUCACGAUACGAUAUUGCUUUCGCACCGGGAACGAAUCCCCAGGCUUUCAUUGAUGGCUUGAGAGAUUGUUACACUCUGGAGCUGCCAAAACUGGAUAUGGUGUUCACCCCAAGAGCCGGGGCCAAGGUUGAAGGGUAA
Fusarium subglutinans is the source of this 1716-nucleotide messenger RNA. Its product is annotated as cytochrome P450 monooxygenase 67. Lineage: Eukaryota; Fungi; Ascomycota; Sordariomycetes; Hypocreales; Nectriaceae. The record is from RefSeq and is a predicted model, not a curated record. Gene Ontology annotation, molecular function: iron ion binding; monooxygenase activity; oxidoreductase activity, acting on paired donors, with incorporation or reduction of molecular oxygen. The transcript has 6 exons. Bases 1 to 1716 code for a protein of 571 amino acids.